Fusarium musae is the source of this 1071-nucleotide messenger RNA. RefSeq lists its product as uncharacterized. The record is from RefSeq and is a predicted model, not a curated record. NCBI's taxonomy places the organism in Eukaryota, Fungi, Ascomycota, Sordariomycetes, Hypocreales, Nectriaceae. Bases 1 to 1071 code for a protein of 356 amino acids. The transcript has a single exon.
AUGACUGAAUCCGCACAAGGACGUCUUCUGACUGAUGACCAGAGCUUGCAAAAGCUCGGGUUAGAUAGAUCUCAACCUGCAAGCUGGGAGGACGGCCUUCGCAGUCCCGGCGUCGAAAGUGGAGAGUGGGAGUGGUGGUACGCCGACGCACAUCUUCAAGAUGGCUGGUUCUUGCAGGUUGCCUUCUUCUAUAUAACAGAAGGAGACGGUCCCAAAACGGGACUCAUUGAUCUGAACAUCGCCAAGGAUGGCAAGAAGCUAUGUGACUUGCAUAAGCGCCUUGGCAGUCUCCCCUCCGAUAUCGUGGUGGUGAAAGAACACUGUGAUCUUCAGUAUCGCAAGAGUUACUUCCGCAGUGUCAAUGGUCUCAAUGAGUAUCACAUCUUUGUCGACCCCGAUGAGAUGGAAGGAUUUGGUUUCGACGUGUUCAUCAAGAGAAGUACUCCAUCAUACCGACCGGGCACAGGUCGAUGGGACGUGGACGGUCGUCACUUCUCAUGGUUCGUAGCUGUCCCUGGUGGCCAGCUCACCGGAGAAGUCACGGUCAACAGCACCAAGACCAAGGUUGAAGGCAAUGCCUACCAUGACCACAACUGGGGCAACGUCCCCAUGGAGACGAUCUUGGACAACUGGCUAUGGGGACGCGCUGAUGUUGGGGGGCUAUCUAUAGUGUCAGCCUCAGUGCGCUUCCGUCAAGAUUGUGGUGGUCGAGAGGUGCCUCUGCUCUUCGUCGUCCGCGGGAAUGAGGUCCUGGUGGAUGUGAGCAACGAUCAACUUGUGUGCUUGGAGGGAAUGAAGAUCGCGCAACCAGACACAGGCAAGCCCACCAGCUCGGAUUGUAUCUACUUCGUCAAGUCAGCAGGUGACAGCCCUGCGCAGGUUCGCUUUGACGGACAGCAGAAAGUGAUCGCUUCUUUCCCUCACCCAACUACGAGUCAGGAGUGGGAGACAUGGUAUACUAGGUUUGCUGGGAUGGUAACUAUCAAUGUCAAGGACGGAGACAAGCAGUUACAUAUCUCUGAUCAUGGCAGCUUGGAGGUUAUGGACUUCUUUGGCCGAAGGAAGGUAUAA